Ochlerotatus camptorhynchus is the source of this 4911-nucleotide messenger RNA. RefSeq names its product protein suppressor of sable-like. Gene Ontology annotation, molecular function: metal ion binding; RNA binding. The record is from RefSeq and is a predicted model, not a curated record. Lineage: Eukaryota; Metazoa; Arthropoda; Insecta; Diptera; Culicidae. The transcript is spliced from 6 exons. Bases 582 to 4193 code for a protein of 1203 amino acids. Gene Ontology annotation, biological process: negative regulation of DNA-templated transcription. Gene Ontology annotation, cellular component: nucleus.
CAUUUAUUCCAUAUUUGCCAAUUUUGCACCACUCUUGGGAGCGUUACGUCGAAAUUUCCAGUUCGAACCAUGAUGGCAGGGUUUGGAUAAUUAAUUGCACCGACAAACCGCGUUUUAAGUGAAAGUAAAUCGGACACGAGGUUCAAGGUUUCGGUUACGUCGUCAAUAAUCCUGUUUUAGAUAGCGAAAGUCGCAAUUUUUCGCAUAGCUUAGGGAUUUUUUCACCGAAAGAAAAAGGCAGCCAUCUUUGAAUUUCAAUAUUCAAGUCAGAAAAUCGAUUUCGUUGCGGCUGCGGAGAUAGACAAAGUAUAUACAUGCCCGCCUGCUAUUAUACAUUGAGACAGCGACCUAUUCGCAGUUCGGAUUGUGCUUGUGUGAGUUAGAUACCUAGAGCUUUCGUCGCGGAGUCGGUAAAAUCGUGAAACGUGAAUAUUUUGGUGAAACGGACUUCUGUGAGGCUCAUAUUCGUAUUUAAGAAAUGUUCCGGAACGCACAAACUACCCGCGGAUCUUGUUAUACGUAGUGUGUAAGCAAAAAGUGGAAAUCAGUUGUUUUUCGAUAAAGUUUGAACCAACAACAGAAUGAGUGAACACGAAGAUCUAGAAGACGGAGAGAUUGAAGAUGAUGAAGAAGAAGAAGUCAUAGCAAAACCAGUGGUGAUCAUAGAAACCGUUCCUUCCAUUUCCGAUCCACAACCGAAUGAUGAAGAUUGGGACAAGGGGGACAAGGCACAAGAAAUUAGUGAAAAGGUGCAGAAUGUAAAGAACAUUAACGAUACCAAGGCACGACUUAUUAAUGAACUCGCGCCACCCAAAGCACCCAAAAGAAGCAAGCCCGCUCCGGUAGUCGAUGAUUGGGCAACGAGUGUGGAAACUGCCAUUGCCAAUGCACUCAAGAAAGACGGUGUUCAACCUCCGAUGCCCUCAAUCAGCCACCGUCACGAUGAUAACGACGACGAUAGGCCAUCAAAGCGGAAGCGGCGGGAGAAGCAAAAGAAAAAAUCUGGUACUGAAAAACCGGAAGAAUUGGAAGAGAUUGAUUUGGAGUAUGAAAUGAUGAACGUCCGAGGUGGCAGUCCAAGACCAACACUGGGCGCAGGUGGUAGUAGCCAACCAGAUCGAAGUGAUUCCGAAGACAGUUACUCAUCUGACGAUUCCCGUGAUCGAGAGCGGGAACGUGACCGGGAACGGCGGGAUCGUGACCGGGAGCGAGACCGAGAGUAUAACCGCCGGAAGCGCAAGAAUCGACAACGUAAUAGAGCGAAUCGUGACAACAGGAAACGCAAACGGGACGAUUCGGAUGAUGAAAAGCAUCACCGUAACAGCGGUCCACGCAAGAUGGAACUGUGCAAAUUUUAUCUGAUGGAUUGCUGCGCAAAGCGUGAGAAAUGUCUAUACAUGCACUCAGAUUUUCCUUGCAAGUAUUACUAUUUGGGUUUAAAGUGCAAGGAAAAGGAAAAGUGCCUGUUUAGCCAUGGUGAACCACUCUCGGAUGAGUUGAGGGCUAUUUUGAUGAAGCAUCUGGAGACUGCUCCUCAAGAAAUUCUCGGUGAUUUUCCCCGUAUCGGGCGAGAAAGUGCAGCCAAUAUGGUAAAUGCAACCCACCGUAAGCUGAUGGAAAAAUACGGAAUGACUAACAAAACUGGACCUGAAGGUGAAGCUGCAGACGGUAAGAUUCCUUCAUUGUUGGAUAUGGUAGGACAGGGUGGUAAGAAUCGCCGAUCAAGGUGGUGCGAUAAGUCAUCUGGUUCAACAGCUGGUGGUAAACCAACAGGAAAUGCCAAUGCUGGUGAAGAAUUUUUAAGUUUGAAGUAUUUGUCUGGAGUUAUAUCGCAGGAUCAAAUCGAUAAUCUCGAGCGAAUGGGUAUUCACGAUCUGAAUCAGAUCAUGACGCUUACUGUGGCACAGUUGAAUGAACUUGGAUUAAGUGUGACCCAAAUUCACGAACUGCAGUUGAAUGCGCUAAAUAUGCAGAAAUUGCGGGAAAACAUAGCAAAGCAAAACUUGCAAGCGGAUGACCCAGAAUAUGGACCGGAAUUCGGUGAGUCAACAUCAGCAGUAUCGUUGGGAAGUAGUAAGGACUUGGACAUGCGAGUAACUCCUUCUCAUACAUCGCUGCCGACCAAAGAAACGUCUAAUAUUCCUGCGUUAGGAGGGCAGGAUGUGGACAUGAGAUUCCUUCCAAUGAUCAACACUGGUCGACAUGAAGCUACUGGAGGUGACAAUUCCAACAGUCAGGAGGAUAGCCUGGAAAUCGUAUCCACAUCUCUAACCAGUCUCAUCAAAACGCCUACAGUUGAUUACUCCCAGUAUCUCAAGGAUUCCAACCUGAACGACGAUGACGAUAUGGAUAAUACCGAGAACGCUGGCAAUCUUUUAAUAGCCAACGACGAUGACGAUGAUGAUGAUGAUGAUGACGAAGAAAACAAUCUCAAGAUCAGUAUCGAAGACGAGGAACAGUAUGAUAAUGGCAAAUAUAGCAGCAGCAAGGAUCAAGAGAACGCAAAUAGCACAGCUCGUGCACUGCAGCCGGCAGUGUUUGAUACAAAGCUUGUGAGUCGACCAUUAACCACCCAAAAGAUUGACUACACGAAACCAUUCGGAAUGUAUAGGGCAGCAGAUGAUGAACCCGAAAAGCCUAGUGAUUCUUGUAUACUCGAUCGUUAUGGAAAUGAUUCCGAGCCCACGGUUAAAAAGAAACCAGACUUAUUAAGUCGAACGUCAAUGUACAGUAAUGUCAACAUACCAGAAAACACCGGUGACAGUUCACCAUCAUCGCAUAAGCAGACGGAUUCCCCUGCCAGCACUCCAACCGUGGGAUGGACACCAACGGGGGGCAGUACGGCUACUGCCACUGUUGGCAAACCGGUGCCCUCGUCGAAUAAACCUGCACGACCAUCGAUUUAUGAUGAUCCUUAUGGCAGUGACGAUAGUGGUGAUAGUGAUUCUAAAUCCAAAGCCUCUCUGUACGCGGAUAGGGAUAAAGAUAUGAGACUGAACUUCCUUUCCUUGGAUGCUAAGAUGGGAGAAGAUGGAAAUACCGACGUUGAUCUUCGGCUACCUUUCAAACCUAUCAUGACCAACUAUAUACCGGCAACGGAAAUUGAUGCCUCCAUUACCUCUCAUGUUCCAAUCGUCUAUAAGGUUCACGAAGUUGACGUUCCUAAGCCAAACUAUAAAGAUAUUCGACGGAAUACGCCCAGGCCAGAACGAACCAAGGAUCCUCGACUCAGGCGGAUAUUUGGAAUGUACACUGAAGGCGACAGCGAGAAUAAUUCCAAAUCGGAUUUUUUACUAACUGGUUUAAGGUCCCCUAAAUCAGUAUCAUCCUCGUUGGCAACGGUUCCCGUUGCACCCCGUGUAGAUCCUCGAACGAAGCGCAUUCAAGAGAGUAAAAUUCAAAGUCCUGGUCAUGACAGCAGUGGCAGCAGUGGUACAAACAAUCCCAACAUAAACCCUAUUCAACUUGACGUACAAACCAUCCUGCAGCGUUCGAUCUGGUACACGGAUCUCAGCUCAAAACACAAGAUCAUGGUCAACCAGCAGCUGGCAAUACUAACAACGGAAAUGAAAAAGUACCACAACUCCGACAAAUCCACCGAUAAGUUGGCAGAUUUUAUGCAUCAGUUGGCUAACAACCAGAUGCUGCAGUUUAUCCUGACCAACUUGAACGUAUAUGUCGACGAUUCGGUAUCAUUUUGUGAAGUACCUUUGGUACCUUCUCAGCCCCCGCCACUAAUGUCGGUACCACCUCCCAACCUAGGAAUGCCCCCUAUGGGUCAUAUUCCUCCAGUGAAUAUUCCUCCACCCAUACAAAAACCACCGUCGUUGUUCGAUCUACCCAGGUUCAAUUGUCCGCCAGAAGUUCGACCUGGAUUGUUGGGCGUAGCACCCAAUAUGCCCUUUGAGCAAUUCCUAGCGAUGGGACAAAUCAACAAAAACAACAACCCGCCACCCCUGUUGGAUGAAUGGGUCGAUGACUACAAUGAUGGAGGCGGAGCUGGAUUUGUUCCUAAUUUUGAGAGAAACAACCCGAGCAAUUUCGGAAACAUGCGAGGCAACGUUAUGCGGAAUAACAACCGACAAGGAGGGGGUAACUUUAGAAAUAAUGAACGUUGGAACAACUCCGGAGGUGGUAACAAUCCUAAUCGUCGGAAUAAUAACAAUCAUCGUCGGAUGGACAAAAAGAAAUAAUUCUUACUCUAGUAAGCAGUUGUGUUUGGUAAAUCCCAGUUUUUUGUGGAUUUUUUUUUGUACAUUGGAGACAACAGGAAAACUUGAACUUGGAAGGCACUUAACAAUACCGGUUGUAUUAUUAGUGUCGCCUGCCCUUGUUGGCAUGCGUUUAUCUUCCCUAGUGGUAGCUUUGAAUUCUCCGUAAUUAGUGAGAUUGCAAGCAAGCUGCCGACGAGCUUCCAUUCCUGACUCCUUUUUUUAAAAUUUGUGUUGUUUAUUUUACUAAAGGGCUACUUUGUAAAUAUAGAUGUUCUUUGUUGAUAGGACAUGAGUAGGGCUCACCACUAAACUGAUAGUUUACCGUACGGAAAGGAAUAUUACUCAAACUUCGAACGUAAAAGCAAAUGAAUAAAAUUUAUUAUGAAAUCUUAGCGUAAGACAAUUUAAUCCCAAUGAGUAUUUAUAGUUCGCCGCUUUAAUUUUUCUUCGGCUUUUUACUUAUACAAGGUUUGACUGAAAAAUUAAUUUAAUUGGAAAAAUUGCAAUUUCAAGCAGCAAAACAGUGCUUCAAACCACUACGAAAUUAGUUGGCAAUAUUGAUGAAGCCGAAUGGAGAAAUAUACUAAUAAGGAUACUAUUACGUUUUCAGUCAACAUGUAACAAUAAGAAGUAUUGUAAUUAGUAGCAAAAUGAAGAGAUUAUUCUUAAAGUCAAAGAUCCAAAAGUUUACACGCAA